Messenger RNA from Liolophura sinensis, 800 nucleotides. RefSeq lists its product as uncharacterized. Gene Ontology annotation, molecular function: oxidoreductase activity. NCBI's taxonomy places the organism in Eukaryota, Metazoa, Mollusca, Polyplacophora, Chitonida, Chitonidae. The record is from RefSeq and is a predicted model, not a curated record. The transcript is spliced from 5 exons. Bases 39 to 800 code for a protein of 253 amino acids.
CAAAAGCACUGGGAUUAUACAGCUGUACAAUCCGCAAUAUGGGCUUAUUAAGACUAGCUGUGUUACUGGUUGGCGUUUCUCUUGCACGGGGUCAAGUACCCAUCCCGAAGCGGCCCCUGGGAUACGUCUAUAAAGGCGUGGCUCCUACGGCCCCAGUCAAUAUUGAAUUCUUCCUUGACUUGAUCUGUCCGGACAGUAAAGCUGCCUUCCCUGUGUUAAAGGCUGUAGGUGACCAUUAUGGAGGUUCUGUACGGAUUGCCGCCAUUCCCUUCCCACUGCCUUACCACAGAAACGCCUUCCUGGCAGCCAAGGGCAUUCACGUAGUCAACAAUCUCACAAAUGGAGACAUGGAUAAAGUGUAUCUGUGGAUGGCGAACGUGUUCCAGUAUCAGGCAAAGUUCGGCGAGGCACUGAACUAUAACCUUCCCGAGAAUGAUACUGUAGGACAAUUUUCAGCCAUUGCCACUACAAUGGGUCUGUCCGGCGCGACCUUUGAAGAUCUUCUAACCAAUAACUCAGACUUGGAUUUCAACACCAGGAUUGAAUGGAAAUACGCCUGCACACGAGGUGUUGCAGGGACGCCUUGGUUCACGAUAAACGGAGUUCCGGUGCCCGCAGACGCGAGUUGGAGCGUCAGCGAUUGGAUAAAAGUCAUUGACCCACUCCUCGCCCAAAAACACUACACACACAAGAGAUCAGCUGGGGAUGGCUGUACGAAGCGCUGUGAGUUUCUACCGGGGAAGGUAGAGUGCUGUACGCCUGGAGAGAACUGUAUACCCAACGUUGGUUGUCGUUGUUGA